AUGUCGGAGGAAUUGGUUUUGUUUGAUCUCCCUAGUAAGAAGGAAGCCGGCAACAGGGGUUGGUCUGGCAACACUUGGAAAACCCGCAUCGUUCUCAACUAUAAAAACAUACCAUACAAAACCCAGUGGAUAGAGUAUCCAGACAUUGCAGCAACUUUUGCCUCAUAUGGCAUUCCUCCAAACCCCGCAUCAUCAUCAGACGCUACUUACACCGUCCCCGUGGUGAAAUUUCCCAACGGCGACUACCUAAUGCAGUCGUAUGCUAUUGCGCAAAAGUUGGAGGAGUUAUUCCCUGAGCCCUCUUUACAUCUCGAGAGCGAUUCCUACAACAAAGUCGUGGCUGCUUGGUCCAAGAUUGACCCUGCCCUAGCCCCGGAAACGAGGCCCAGGGUGCCGAAAAAUAUCCUCAACCCCGCAAGUGUCGAGUAUUUCGAGCGUACGCGGGCCGCUCGACUUGGCAUGACCUUGGAAGAACUUUCCAAAUCUGAUAAAGCAGGGGAGGCUGCCUGGGCUGCCGCCGAGCCUGGUUUGCAGGCGCUGAAGGCGGUUUUGACGGAAAAUAGCUCCGGGCCAUAUAUUGACGGCGAUUCUGUCAGCUAUGGGGAUUUGGCACUUGCUGGCAACUACGCAUUUUUCGGGACGAUUCACGAGGAUCUGCUUAAGAGGCUCUUGAGUUAUGAUGAGAGCCUCCAGAGACACUAUGAUGCGUGUAAGAAAUGGUUGGAACGGAGCACUUUUUAG
Trichoderma harzianum CBS 226.95 is the source of this 741-nucleotide messenger RNA. RefSeq lists its product as hypothetical. The record is from RefSeq and is a predicted model, not a curated record. NCBI's taxonomy places the organism in Eukaryota, Fungi, Ascomycota, Sordariomycetes, Hypocreales, Hypocreaceae. The transcript is spliced from 2 exons. The coding region runs from base 1 to 741 and encodes 246 amino acids.